GCACCCACUCCAUGAGGUAUUUUGAAUUCGCCGUGUCCCGGCCCGGCCGCGGGGAGCCCCGCUACAUCGAAGUUGGCUACGUGGACGACACGGAGUUCGUGCGCUUCGACAGCGACUCAACGAGUCUGAGGAUGGAGCCGCGGGCGCCGUGGGUGGAGCACGAGGGACCCGAGUACUGGGAGCGGAACACGCGGAGAGCCAAGAGACAUGCGCAGGCAUACCGAGGGAGCCUGAGCAACCUGCGCGGCUACUACAACCAGAGCGAGGCGGACUCUCACACCUUCCAGGAGAUGUACGGCUGCGACGUGGGGUCCGACGGGCGCCUCCUGCGCGGGUACUACCAAUCCGCCUACGACGGCGUCGACUACAUCGCCCUGAACGAGGACCUGCGCUCCUGGACCGCGGUGGCGGGCACGCAGGCUUGGCAAACCCAGCAAAAGUGGGAGCAGGGGGAUGAGGCUGAGCACUGGAGGAACUACCUGGAGAACAUCUGCGUGCCUUGGCUCCUCAGAUACCUGGAGAACGGGAAGGACACGCUGCUGCGCGCAGAACCCCCCAGGAGACACAUAACCCACCAACCCUUCUCUGACCAUGAGGCCACUCUGAGGUGCUGGGCCCUGGGCUUCUACCCUGCCGAGAUCACUCUGACCUGGCAGCGUGAUGGGGAGGACCUGACCCAGGACACAGAGCUGGUGGAGACCAGGCCUUCGGGGGAUGGAACCUUCCAGAAGUGGGCAGCUGUGGUGGUGCCUUCUGGAGAGGAGCAGAGAUACACGUGCCGUGUGCAGCACCAGGGGCUGCCGGAGCCUGUCACCCUGAGAUGGGAGCCCCCUUCUCAGUCCACCAUCCUCACUGUGGGCAUCAUUGUUGGCCUGGCUCUCCUCGGGGUUGUGGUCACUGGAGCUGUGAUGGCAGCUGUGAUCACCAGGAAGCGGCGCUCAGGUUUGCUCAGGAAAGACACUUUCACCUUCAUAAGCUGCGGAUGA
This is a messenger RNA of Sorex fumeus (smoky shrew), 986 nucleotides long. RefSeq names its product HLA class I histocompatibility antigen, B alpha chain-like. Gene Ontology annotation, biological process: positive regulation of T cell mediated cytotoxicity; antigen processing and presentation of endogenous peptide antigen via MHC class Ib; immune response. The record is from RefSeq and is a predicted model, not a curated record. The transcript has 5 exons. Lineage: Eukaryota; Metazoa; Chordata; Mammalia; Eulipotyphla; Soricidae. Gene Ontology annotation, molecular function: peptide antigen binding; signaling receptor binding. Gene Ontology annotation, cellular component: external side of plasma membrane. Bases 12 to 986 code for a protein of 324 amino acids.